AUGCAUGAAUUGAAGUUGUUCCCGUUCAAGACGCUUGGUUACGACAAAGGUCGGAUGCGAAACGAGAAAAACGAGGAGCUUUUUCCGGGUGUAUUGAACAAAGUGAAAGCAACUUUCUGGCCGCCAGCAUAUUUCCCCGGAAUGAGAACAAAGCAGUUCUUCUUUUGGCGAUCUAUGAAGGAUCACACUGAAGGAAUACCUAAGAUUGAGCCAUCUCCUACUGUUCGCUUUGAUCCUCCGCUGUCAAAUGCCCUUCGCUACUACCUCCUCGCACAAUGGGCGCUUCUUAUGUCAUGUUUUAUACAAUUCGAUAAAAUCCGUAUGUUCCUCGACUGGCCUGAGUUCAUUUGUAGAUUUGGCUUCAUAAUUUUCUUCAUACAAAUGUUUGGAUAUUAUUUCGACCACAGGUGA
Cooperia oncophora is the source of this 411-nucleotide messenger RNA. The record is from the annotation of a GenBank genome assembly. NCBI's taxonomy places the organism in Eukaryota, Metazoa, Nematoda, Chromadorea, Rhabditida, Trichostrongylidae.